UGGGCCUAGCCGGGAGCGUCGCUCGGUGGCGGCGGCAGCGAUGGACAGCGAAUUCUCGGACGCGGAGGCGGCCCCGGGCGGGGAGGAGAACGCGCCGGUUUAUUGCGUGUGCCGCAAGCCGGACAUCAACUGCUUCAUGAUCGGCUGCGACAACUGCAACGAGUGGUUCCAUGGGGACUGCAUCAACAUCACGGAGCGCAUGGCCAAGGCCAUCCGAGAGUGGUACUGCCGGCAGUGCCGCGAGAAGGACCCGUCCCUGGAGAUCCGGUACCGGCACAAGAAGUGGCGGGAGAAGGAGCACGAGGGGACCAAGGGGCAGGAGCUGGAGCAGGGCCGGGCUGCCAAGAUCAAGCGCUCGGCCCGGAUGUGUGGUGAGUGCGAGGCGUGCCGGCGCCCCGAGGACUGCGGGCAGUGCGAUUUCUGCCGGGACAUGAAGAAAUUCGGGGGCCCCAACAAGAUCCGCCAGAAGUGUCGCCUGCGGCAGUGCCAGCUGCGGGCACGGCUGGCCCGGGGGCGUGAGGGGGACCUGGAGCUGCUGAAGGCGCAGCUGGGGGGGCCGGGGCCCCCCGAGAGCCUCUCGGACGAGGAGCUGCCCCUCGACCCCCGGCUCUACCAGGAGCUCUGCGCCGGCGCCUUCGACGAGCACGGCCUGGUGAGCCCCCAAAAAACUGCCCUGGGACCCCCAAAAACUGCACUGGGACCCCCAAAAACUGCCCUGGGACCCCAAAAAACUGGGAGGUCACUGGUGCUAACUGGUGCUAACUGGUGCUCACUGGCGCAGAAGGAGGAGCGCUACAAGCGGCACCGGCAGCGGGCGCGGCACCGCGAGCGCCGCGGGCACCCCGAGCGCGCCGACGCCCGCGACCCCGCGGGGCUGGGCCAGUGCCUGGGCCCCGGCUGCACCCGGCCCGCUCGCCCGCCCUCCAAGUACUGCAGCGAGGCCUGCGGCAUCAAACUGGCUGCCAACUGGAUUUAUGAGAUCCUGUCCCAGUGGAUCCCAGUGAUCCCACAGCCCCCAUUAACCCUUUCCUCCCCCGAUCCCAGUCAAAUCUACCAGAUCCUUCGAUCGCCCCCCACCCCAUUGCAGUACGAGAGCCAAACGUCCUUCGGGUCCAUGUACCCCACCCGCAUCGAGGGGGCCACCCGGCUCUUCUGUGACGUUUACAACCCCCAGAGCAAAACCUACUGCAAGAGGCUGCUGGACGAGCUGUUCGAGCAGGAGCGCAACGUGCGGGCGGCCAUGACCAACCGUGCGGGGCUGCUGGCUCUGAUGCUGCACCAAACCAUCCAGCACGACCCUCUGACCACGGACCUGCGCUCGGACCGCUGACCACCAC
Sturnus vulgaris (Common starling) is the source of this 1337-nucleotide messenger RNA. NCBI's taxonomy places the organism in Eukaryota, Metazoa, Chordata, Aves, Passeriformes, Sturnidae. The record is from RefSeq and is a predicted model, not a curated record.